Closterium sp. Naga37s-1 is the source of this 453-nucleotide messenger RNA. NCBI's taxonomy places the organism in Eukaryota, Viridiplantae, Streptophyta, Zygnematophyceae, Desmidiales, Closteriaceae. The record is from the annotation of a GenBank genome assembly.
AUGGAAGGAGCAAGAUCCCUCAUAGACCUUGAGGAUCACGGGGGUCCGUCCGAGAAUCCGCUUCCGCCUCUACAGGGGUCGCAUGAGGCUGUUCUGCUCGGCAGUGCACAUCUACCGAUGGUCGACAUUGAGGACUUUUGUUGGGUUAACGAGGAUUACUGUGUUAGAGUAUACAUUCCUUUUCCAGGAAUCGAUGCCUUACCCCCUCCGUACAUAACGUCUUCUUUCACCAAGAGCUCCUUCUGCUUGUUGAUAAGGGGCCUUCGCGAUGGUGUAUGCUACCGACUUGCUCUAGACAGUCUUUAUGGGGAGAUUCAGCCGAACCUGUGCUGUCACAAUGUGCACAAAGAUAAGCUUGAGAUUACUUUAUCGAAAGUCACGUCAGGCCCCUCCGAUGGACCUGACACAGACGUCUCAUGCAAGACUGAUGCCCCAUUUGGUUGGUUCCUCUAG